Epinephelus lanceolatus (giant grouper) is the source of this 516-nucleotide messenger RNA. The record is from RefSeq and is a predicted model, not a curated record. NCBI's taxonomy places the organism in Eukaryota, Metazoa, Chordata, Actinopteri, Perciformes, Serranidae.
UCCAAAUGACAGCUCAACCUGGGCUACUCUGUGUGCCUGAGCCUCAGCGCUGCAGACUGAUUCAACCCCGGGAAGCAGAGUUUAAAUAAACAACUUGGCGUUUUAUUUGUGUUUAAUUUCAAAGUUUAAAUCCCCAACAUGGCCGCUCCUAAGAAGGGAGACUUGUCUUCAAGCGAAAAGGAGUUGUUUGGGGUUAUUACCGAAGGAAAUGUUCAAGAGGCCUCAAGACUGCUGGGCUGUAAGGAUGUUCGAGUCAACUGCCUGGAUGAGUAUGGAAUGACUCCUCUCAUGCACGCUGCUUACAAAGGAAAAGCAGAAAUGUGCAGGUUGCUGCUGCAGCACGGAGCAGAUGUGAAUUGCAAUCAACAUGAGCAUGGAUACACAGCGCUGAUGUUUGCAGGCCUGUCAGGUAAGACUGAUAUCACGUGGAUGAUGUUGGACGCGGGGGCAGAAACAGACGUAGUCAACUCUGUCGGGAGGACCGCCGCACAGAUGGCUGCCUUUGUUGGUACGUCU